This is a messenger RNA of Kwoniella shivajii, 2274 nucleotides long. RefSeq names its product glutamate-tRNA ligase. The transcript has 12 exons. Gene Ontology annotation, cellular component: cytosol; methionyl glutamyl tRNA synthetase complex; cytoplasm. Gene Ontology annotation, molecular function: glutamate-tRNA ligase activity; ATP binding. The record is from RefSeq and is a predicted model, not a curated record. Gene Ontology annotation, biological process: glutamyl-tRNA aminoacylation; translation. NCBI's taxonomy places the organism in Eukaryota, Fungi, Basidiomycota, Tremellomycetes, Tremellales, Cryptococcaceae. The coding region runs from base 1 to 2274 and encodes 757 amino acids.
AUGCCAUCAUUGGUCAUCCCUCUUGUAAACACGCCGCCUUUUGUGCUUAUAGCUCUCGCUUUGAUCCAGGGCAUCCCAGUGGGAUGGGAUACCGAAUCUGGCGAGACUGGUCAAGCUACUUAUGGUGAAAUCAAGGGUGCGGAAGAAGUAAGAGCAGAGUUGGAAAAGGGAGUUGCUGGCAAAGAAAUCCCUCUUCCUCCCCUUCCUACUCUUUUGGCUGCCAACAGUUCAUUCCAAGAAGUAUCAAGCAUUCUCGACGCACUUGACGACUACCUUGCUUACAGGACAUACUUUGCCGGUUCUAAAUUCGGUUUUGGUGAUGCUACCAUCUGGGGUACUAUCCGAGGAAACAACUCUGCGAUUGGUUCGAUCAAAAAACCUGGAAGACCUCAUUUAUCCAGAUGGUUCAACCAUGUCGAAUCCCUUUCAGUACCUCAAAAUGCCCUCAAGUCAUUCCAACAAGCCAAAUCAGAGAUGGAUAAAGGAAAGAAGACUAAGAGAUUGGAGACUGUAGAUGUCGUUCUACCUAAUGCAGUUAAAGGAAAAGUUGUCGUUCGAUUUGCCCCAGAGCCUUCAGGUUUCCUUCAUAUCGGUCACUUGAAAGCUGCCAUCCUCAAUAGAUUCUUAGCUGACCAGUAUCAAGGAAAGUUCAUCUUGAGGUUUGAUGAUACCAACCCUCUCAAAGAAGAGGGUGAAUUCGAAGAUGCCAUCAAAGAGGAUCUUGAUAUGAUUGAGAUCAAUUUCGAUAAAGUCGUUCAUUCUUCUGACCAUUUCGAUAAGAUCCAAGACUUCACUGAACAACUCAUCAAACAAGGAGAUGCCUUCAUGGACAACACCGAUGGUGAAACCGUCAAAGAGCAAAGACGAGCAGAGAUCCCAUCCAAGAAUCGAGAAGCUUCCAUCGAAGAGAAUCUCGCUAGAUUCAAGGAAAUGCUUUCUGGUUCUGACGAAGGAAAGAAAUGGUCCCUUAGAGCUAAGAUCGAUUAUCAACAUAAAAAUGGAUCAAUGAGAGAUCCUGUCAUAUAUAGAUAUGUUGACGGUUCGCAUCAUAUCACUGGUACCAAGUACAAGGCGUAUCCAAUGUAUGAUCUCGCUUGUCCCAUAAUUGACCACUUGGACGGUGUGACUCAUGCUCUCAGAGCAAACGAGUAUUACGCUCGACACGAACAGUAUCAAUGGUUCUUGGAAAAACUUGGUUUCCCUAAGAUUGAGAUAUUCGAUUUCAGUCGAGUCGAUUUCGUAUACACCGUCUUGUCUAAGCGAAAACUCAAAUUCCUUGUUGAGAAGGGUGUCGUCAAAGGUUGGGAUGAUCCUCGAUUCCCCACCGUAAGAGGUAUUCGAUCACGAGGUAUGACUGUUCAAGGGUUAAAGAACUACAUUCUGGGUCAAGGUGCAUCUCAAGCUCAGCUGCAAUUGGAAUGGGAUGGUAUCUGGACAGUCAAUAAGAAAGUCAUUGAUCCCGUCGCUCCUCGAUACUGGGCAAUCGCGGAGGACAAAGCUGUCACUGUCGACGUUAAAGGUUAUGAAGGUGGUGAAGAAGCUGUCGACAAACCUUUACACAAAAAGAACUCAGAGAUUGGUAAUAAAAAAUUGAUCUACUCGGAUAGAUUACUUGUAGAGCAGGAAGACGCUGUUUCCUUCGGUGAUAACGAAGAGAUCACAGCAAUGGAUUGGGGAAAUGUCUUUGUUUCCAACAAAAAAUCAACUUCAGCAGGUGACAUCGAAUCACUAAAAUUCACUUUACAUCUUGAAGGUGACUUCAAGAAAACAUCCAAGAAGAUCCAUUGGUUAGCUGCUCCAUCCAAAGUCAAUCAACUUGUCCCUGUUACUCUGAUCGAAUAUGACUAUCUUAUCACAAAGAAGAAGCUUGAAGAAGGUGAUGAUCUAGAAGAGAUCGUUAAUCCCAAGACUGAAUAUAGAACUAAAGCUUUGGCAAGUGCCGAAGUGAAAGACCUUAAGAAAUGGGAUAUAAUUCAAUUUGAGCGAAAGGGUUAUUAUAUCUGUCAAGGUACCAAAGAUGAUGAAGGUAGAAUGGAAUUUGGUUUCAUCCCAGAUGGUCGUCUGCAAACUAUCACUCUGAAAGCUACUCCAUCAGCUGAAAAGCCAAAAGUAGCAGGCGCGCCUAAAGGCUCAUGGGGUAAACCUGGUACUAAAGCUACCGCUACCACUGCCGGCGACACCAAUGAGCAUGGAACCAGAAUCUUACUUUCAGAGGGAACCAGCGGGUUUAAGAUUCCAAUCAAAAGUGGAAUGUUCGAAGCUGAGAAGGUUUAG